Empidonax traillii (willow flycatcher) is the source of this 1079-nucleotide messenger RNA. RefSeq names its product required for meiotic nuclear division 5 homolog A (gene RMND5A). Lineage: Eukaryota; Metazoa; Chordata; Aves; Passeriformes; Tyrannidae. The record is from RefSeq and is a predicted model, not a curated record. Bases 114 to 1079 code for a protein of 321 amino acids. Gene Ontology annotation, biological process: proteasome-mediated ubiquitin-dependent protein catabolic process. The transcript has 7 exons. Gene Ontology annotation, cellular component: nucleus; cytoplasm; GID complex. Gene Ontology annotation, molecular function: ubiquitin-protein transferase activity; protein binding.
CGGCCGGGGGGCGGCGGGACGGGCGGCACGACCGGCAGGAGGAGGAGGCGGAGGAGGAGGAAGAUCAGCAGGGGCGGCAGCAGCAGCAGCAGCAGGAGCGCGGCCCGGCCGCGAUGGACCAGUGCGUGACGGUGGAGCGGGAGCUGGAGAAGGUGCUGCAGAAGUUCUCGGGAUACGGGCAGCUCUGCGAGCGCAGCCUGGAGGAGCUGAUCCAGUACGCGGGAGGGCUGCGCAGGGAGAUCCUGCAGACGGAGAAUCAAGAUGGAGACUUGUCAGGGACGAUUUCACUUGUUAUGACGCAGUGUUGUAAAAGAAUAAAAGACACAGUCCAAAAACUGGCCUCUGAUCAUAAGGACAUUCACAGCAGCGUAUCCCGAGUCGGAAAAGCCAUUGAUAAGAACUUUGACUCGGACAUCAGCAGCGUGGGGAUAGAUGGGUGCUGGCAGGCUGACAGCCAGAGGAUCCUCAACGAGGUGAUGGUGGAGCACUUCUUCCGGCAGGGAAUGCUGGAUGUAGCUGAGGAGCUUUGUCAGGAAUCUGGUCUAUCAAUAGAUCAAAGUCAAAAAGAACCGUUUGUGGAGUUAAAUCGAAUAUUGGAAGCAUUAAAAGUUAGAGUUUUGAGACCUGCACUAGAGUGGGCGGUAUCCAACAGAGAAAUGCUCAUGGCACAGAACAGCUCGUUGGAAUUUAAGCUGCACAGAUUGUAUUUCAUUAGUUUAUUGAUGGGGGGAACAGCAAAUCAAAGAGAAGCCCUUCAGUACGCGAAAAACUUCCAGCCCUUCGCCCUAAAUCAUCAGAAAGAUAUUCAGGUGUUGAUGGGCAGCCUGGUGUACCUGCGGCAAGGCAUCGAGAACUCCCCGUACGUCCACCUGCUGGAUGCAAACCAGUGGGCUGACAUCUGUGACAUCUUCACCAGGGAUGCCUGUGCUCUCCUGGGCCUCUCAGUGGAAUCACCUCUCAGUGUUAGUUUUUCAGCAGGUUGUGUAGCAUUACCAGCCCUAAUUAAUAUCAAGGCAGUCAUUGAACAAAGGCAGUGCACGGGCGUUUGGAACCAGAAGGACGAACUCCCGGUGAGUUGA